Castor canadensis (American beaver) is the source of this 2172-nucleotide messenger RNA. RefSeq names its product solute carrier family 7 member 4 (gene Slc7a4). Gene Ontology annotation, molecular function: amino acid transmembrane transporter activity. Gene Ontology annotation, cellular component: plasma membrane. Gene Ontology annotation, biological process: amino acid transport; transmembrane transport. NCBI's taxonomy places the organism in Eukaryota, Metazoa, Chordata, Mammalia, Rodentia, Castoridae. The record is from RefSeq and is a predicted model, not a curated record.
CCUUGUCCCAUCUCAGCCCUGGGUGCAAGGUGUCCUGGAUCCCCAGAACCAAGAUAGUGAGGACUGGGGGCUGGCAGUCCAGGAGGGACAGAAGGCUUUCCUGGAGCCGGCUGGGCAGUCUAUCAUUCACCCUCUGUCUGGCCUUAGUAGGUUCCAGUCACUGACUUGGUGCCCCUCUCAGCUAUCUGCCAUGGCCUGGGGACUGCCCAACACUGCCAGCCUGGCACGCUUCUGCCAAAAGCUGAACCGGUUAAAGCCACUGGAAGAGUCCAGCAUGGAGACAUCUCUGCGGCGCUGCUUAUCUACACUGGACCUGACUCUACUGGGGGUGGGUGGCAUGGUGGGAUCAGGUCUCUAUGUGCUCACAGGCACUGUGGCCAAAGAUAUGGCUGGCCCUGCCGUUCUCUUGUCCUUUGUUGUGGCUGCUGUGGCCUCUCUGCUGGCAGCCCUGUGCUAUGCAGAAUUCGGAGCUCGUGUACCCCGCACUGGCUCCGCAUACCUGUUCACCUAUGUGUCCAUGGGUGAAGUGUGGGCUUUUCUCAUAGGCUGGAAUGUGCUUCUGGAAUACCUCAUUGGAGGUGCAGCUGUGGCCCGUGCCUGGAGCGGCUAUCUGGAUGCCAUCUUCAGCCAUACUAUUCGCAACUUCACUGAGUCUCAAGUGGGUGUAUGGCAGGUGCCCUUCCUGGCCCACUACCCAGAUUUCCUGGCUGCUGGCAUCUUAUUGGUGGCUUCUGCCUUUGUCUCCUGUGGAGCCCGAGUCUCCUCCUGGCUCAACCACACCUUCUCAGCCAUCAGCUUGAUUGUCAUCCUCUUUAUCAUUAUCCUGGGUUUCAUCCUGGCUCGUCCCCACAACUGGAGCUCUGAGGAGGGUGGCUUUGCACCCUUUGGCUUCUCUGGCGUUAUGGCAGGUACAGCCACCUGCUUCUAUGCCUUCGUGGGAUUCGACGUCAUUGCUGCCUCCAGUGAGGAGGCCAAGAACCCACGGCGGGCUGUGCCCAUGGCCAUUGCCAUCUCCCUUGGCCUGGCAGCUGGUGCCUAUAUCCUCGUCUCCACCGUGCUAACCCUCAUGGUACCCUGGCACAGUCUGGAUCCUGACUCAGCUCUUGCUGAUGCCUUCUACAGGCGGGGCUACAGCUGGGCUGGCUUCAUCGUGGCAGCUGGCUCCAUCUGCGCCAUGAACACCGUCCUGCUCAGCAAUCUCUUCUCCCUGCCACGCAUCGUCUAUGCCAUGGCUGCUGAUGGGCUCUUCUUCCAGAUUUUUGCCCGUGUUCAUCCCCAGACACAGGUGCCGGUGGUGGGCAUCCUGGUGUUUGGUGUCCUCAUGGCUUUCCUGGCACUGCUGUUGGACCUUGAGGCACUGGUCCAGUUUCUGUCCAUUGGUACCCUCUUGGCCUAUACCUUUGUGGCUGCCAGCAUCAUUAUACUGCGCUUCCAGAAGGCCUCUCUGCCCAGCUCCCCUGGCCCGGCCAGCCCUGUUCCCACAACUAAGAAAUACCAGUCCUUCUCCGACCACAUACAGCUAGUGGGUGCUGAUCAACCUUCCAUCCCUGAACCUGGACAACUGCGGCCGGCCCUGAGGCCCUACCUGGGUUUCCUGGGUGGGUGCAGCCCUGGAGCUGCUGUGACAUGGGCGCUUGGGAUCCUGGUGGCCUCAACCAUCAUCCUGGGCUGCGUGCUGGUCUUCGGGGACUCAGCCCUUCACCUCCCACGGUGGACCUACACCCUGCUGCUUGUGAUCAGUGGUGUCAUGUUUCUGCUCAGCCUGCUUGUCCUGGGGGCUCACCAGCAACAGCAGCAGCGAGACACCUUCCAGAUCCCCUUGGUGCCCCUGACACCAGCCCUCAGCAUCCUCCUCAACAUCUGCCUCAUGCUGAAGCUGAGCUACCUGACCUGGCUGCGCUUUGCCAUCUGGCUGCUGAUUGGACUAGCUGUGUAUUUCGGCUACGGCAUCUGGCACAGCAAGGAGAACCAAAGGGACCCACCGGAGCUCUCCACCACACGCUAUGUGGUGUUCUCCAGCGGUGGCCUGGAGGAGACCGUGCAGGCUGUACAGCCCCCCUGUCAGACACCAGCCCAGGAGCCUGGCUACAUGGAAUAGUUGGCUGGUCUGUGAAGGAGGCUCAUUAUUUCCCUGUCUCAUCCAUCUCCUUGAGAGGCCAGAAGGCUUGGAGU